UUGUGACCGAGCAGCGGCCCAGACGGUAAGCCGUAAACGACGCUGCAUGACCCAUCAACUUCACCUUACCAAGUGUCGUUAACUCAUAAGUACAGUUUAUCCAUUUACGCACAGGGCAGGUGGGAAGUCUGGUGCCGUGACAAACACAAGGUGCGUGUUUGUACAACUGACAAGAAUAAGGUACAAAAUCAUAACCUGAUUAAGUACUUUCUAUCCAUCAUUGGAUGCCAUGAGCUAGCCCUGGUAGGACGUCAGUCUACAACGGAGGAGUCGAAUCCUGGGCUAGCACUAAAGCUUGAUCUACACACCGCUACUCCAAGGAACCGUUUGGGCUAAAUGUUACCUGGACAAUCCACGCAGUAACGCUGGGCAUUUUGACCUGUCAGCAGGACAGAAACUGGACAAACAUUUGGUGACAUUCUUCCGGACGCUGUGGUGGAAACUGACGGUGUGAUUUUUAGGAACGUUUUGGGAAAAGAACCGGUCCAGUGUUGAUAUGGCGGAUCCACCAGUUGCGAACUUUACCACAUACAUCAUGACAACCCUGGUGACCCGUGGCGUCUUAUAUUGGGCGAAUCAGUCGAACUCAAUUACCGACUCGUCUGACUCCAGUUAUUCGUACGACGUUGAAGCUUUCCAACGAGAAAAACACAUCAACCUGAUCAUGGAAAUCAUCACAAUCAUCUGCUUCAGUUUAACAAUGGUGGUCGGGACCCUUGGAAACAUCUUAGUUAUUUACACCAUUUGGAGGUGUCGAAAUCUUCACACGGUCAUGUAUACUCUCCUUGCCAGCUUAUCUGUUGCCGAUCUUAUCAUGGUCGCAGUUGUGUUACCAUGGCUUUUGAAGUUAACUAUUUAUAAAGGAACGUGGGAGUGGGGUGAAGUCCUAUGCAGGACCCCUGGAUAUUUGCAACUGCUUUCCUCCAUCAGUUCGGUUUUUCAUCUCGCUGCGAUCAGCAUGGAGAGGUGUUAUGCGGUAAUGUUUCCGUUGAAAUCACGUACUAAGCUGACCAUAAGAAACGCCUACAAGAUCAUAGUGACUGUGUGGAUAAGUGCAGCGAUCGCAAGUGUUCCGCAUUUGCUUAGCGUGGGUGUUGUCGCCAUCGACAUGUGGGGAAUAACUAUCCAAUUUUGCAUGAACGUCUGGAACGAAGAGGGGAAGCAAGCUUACUCCCUCUAUCUCUUCUUCAUAGUGUUCGCCAUACCGUUAGUCCAAAUCACCGGCUCCUAUGCUUUCAUCAUCCGAACAUUAUACACCCGCCGGAUACCAAGUGUUGGCGGGAAGAACGGUUCAAUAGCCUUGAACCAGUCCCGUAAAUACAAGACUGGAAGCACCCGCAAUGGUAAUGGAUCAGUCCACGCGCCCAGGACCAGCUCCGUGUAUGUUGCUAAUAGCACGUCAAAGUUGAACCGUAACUCCACCAGGAAUAAAGAGGCAGAAAUCAGACAGAUGACAACAAUGCUUGUAGUGAUCAUCGUACUCUUUGCAAUUUGUUGGGGUCCUAACCUUGGCUUCACAGUCUAUAGUCGCUUCUACCUUGACCCCGAAGAGAGGAACAUACAGAAGUGGAGGUUAAUCUCAUCAGCUCUCCAGCUUCUGUCGCUGAUGAACAGCGCUUGGAAUCCUGUCAUCUACGCCUUGAUGUCAGUCAGCUUCAGAGAGAGCUGCAAGUGGGCUUUACAGGUUUGCUGUAAGCCAAGGAGUGUUCGUCGGAGAAUGAGCACCGUGUCCCGGGCGAACACGGUCAGCCGGCCUGGCAUCAGUGCCGCAGGUGGCUCCACCGCGUACGACAACGUCAGUGAAUCUUCUCACUGCGUCGGGGAGAAACUGUGAUAACCAUGCACGAACCAUCCAGGAUGUCACGGUCAGCGAAAUCUUUCAGUUUACCAAAAUAGUCUUUAAAAAAUAAAUAUAUUUUAUAGACUUCUAUGAAAAGGUCUAAAUGUGUUUUAAAAUGUUUAAACUUUGUUGAUUGCGUUUCGCUAUAUAAUCGUGCAGUAUUCAAUUAAAGGAACACGUUGCCUUGGAUCGGUCGAGUUGUUCAAUAAAAAGCGUUUG
Molecule: messenger RNA, 2059 nt
Organism: Asterias rubens (European starfish)
Lineage: Eukaryota; Metazoa; Echinodermata; Asteroidea; Forcipulatida; Asteriidae
Product: G-protein coupled receptor 54-like
Exons: 6
Coding region: 497-1834 (445 amino acids)
Biological process (GO): neuropeptide signaling pathway
Cellular component (GO): membrane
Molecular function (GO): neuropeptide receptor activity
Source: RefSeq, a predicted model, not a curated record